Messenger RNA from Choloepus didactylus (southern two-toed sloth), 3596 nucleotides. It is a transcript of the gene ALDH6A1, whose product is annotated as aldehyde dehydrogenase 6 family member A1. The record is from RefSeq and is a predicted model, not a curated record. The transcript is spliced from 12 exons. Gene Ontology annotation, biological process: thymine catabolic process; L-valine catabolic process. Lineage: Eukaryota; Metazoa; Chordata; Mammalia; Pilosa; Megalonychidae. Bases 77 to 1672 code for a protein of 531 amino acids. Gene Ontology annotation, molecular function: malonate-semialdehyde dehydrogenase (acetylating, [NAD(P)+]) activity; methylmalonate-semialdehyde dehydrogenase (acylating, NAD+) activity. Gene Ontology annotation, cellular component: mitochondrion.
CGGGGCUUGGAGCGGUGGCCUUUCUGGGGACCUGCACCAGCUGUAGAGGAGCGAGGAGGUGAAGAGGCUCAGAGCCAUGGCGGCUGUGGCGGCAAUGCGGACGCGUAUCCUGCAGGUUUCUUCCAAGGUAAACUCCAUCUGGUAUCCAGCAUCCUCCUUCUCUUCCUCUUCAGUGCCAACUGUAAAACUCUUCAUUGAUGGGAAAUUUGUUGAAUCCAAAAGUGACAAAUGGAUUGACAUCCACAACCCAGCCACCAAUGAGGUAAUUGGUCGGGUCCCUCAGGCCACCAGGGCUGAAAUGGAUGCAGCUGUUGCUUCCUGCAAACGUGCUUUUCCCACAUGGGCAGACACUUCAGUUUUAAGCCGUCAGCAGCUCCUGCUCCGCUAUCAACAACUUAUUAAAGAAAACUUGAAAGAAAUUGCCAGGUUAAUCACAUUGGAACAAGGAAAGACCCUAGCUGAUGCCGAAGGAGAUGUAUUUCGAGGCCUUCAGGUGGUUGAGCAUGCCUGUAGUGUGACAUCACUCAUGAUGGGAGAGACCAUGCCAUCCAUCACCAAAGACAUGGACCUUUAUUCCUACCGUCUGCCCCUGGGUGUGUGUGCAGGCAUUGCACCAUUCAAUUUUCCUGCCAUGAUCCCCCUUUGGAUGUUUCCCAUGGCCAUGGUGUGUGGAAAUACCUUCCUAAUGAAACCAUCAGAGCGAGUCCCUGGAGCAACUAUGCUUCUAGCUAAGUUGCUCCAAGACUCUGGUGCUCCAGAUGGAACACUGAACAUCAUCCAUGGACAACAUGAAGCUGUAAAUUUUAUUUGUGAUCAUCCGGCCAUCAAAGCAAUCAGCUUUGUGGGAUCCAACCAGGCAGGAGAGUACAUCUUCGAGAGAGGGUCAAGACAUGGCAAGAGAGUUCAAGCCAACAUGGGAGCCAAGAACCAUGGAGUGGUCAUGCCAGAUGCCAAUAAGGAAAAUACCCUGAACCAGCUGGUUGGGGCAGCAUUUGGAGCAGCUGGUCAGCGCUGCAUGGCUCUUUCAACAGCGAUUCUUGUGGGAGAUGCCAAGAAAUGGCUGCCAGAGCUGGUGGAACGUGCCAAAAACCUGAGAGUCAAUGCAGGAGACCAGCCGGGAGCCGAUCUUGGCCCUCUGAUAACUCCCCAGGCUAAAGAGCGAGUCUGUAAUCUGAUUGAUAGUGGAACAAAGGAGGGUGCAUCCAUCCUCCUUGAUGGACGAAAAAUUAACGUUAAAGGCUAUGAAAAUGGCAACUUUGUUGGACCAACCAUCAUCUCAGAUGUCAAGCCAAAUAUGACCUGUUACAAAGAAGAGAUUUUUGGUCCAGUUCUUGUGGUUCUGGAGACAGAAACAUUGGAUGAAGCCAUCAAGAUUGUAAAUGACAACCCAUAUGGAAAUGGAACUGCCAUCUUCACCACCAAUGGAGCCACAGCUCGAAAAUAUUCACACCUAGUGGAUGUCGGACAGGUGGGUGUGAAUGUUCCCAUUCCAGUGCCUUUGCCAAUGUUCUCAUUCACUGGCUCACGAUCUUCCUUCAGGGGAGACACCAAUUUCUAUGGCAAACAGGGCUUCCAAUUCUACACUCAGUUAAAGACCAUCACUUCUCAGUGGAAAGAAGAAGAUGCUACUCUUUCUUCACCUGCUGUAGUCAUGCCUACAAUGGGCCGUUAGAAAUAAGUUUAUUCCAGACUCAGUCCAUCAUAAGUAAUCUCCUUAUAUUGCUGACCAACUUCACUUGCCAACUUUGCUGAGAUAAUUACCAGUUCCCUGGGAUUGGAAUACCUUUGUUAACUAAGAUCUUUUUCAGGACCAUUCGCCCCUGCAAAGUUGCUAUAGGGAGACUCCUAGUAUAACUUCGAAACCAGAUUUUCACUCAUUCUUCAUACUUCCAUUUUUGAGGUAACUGUUGUAACUGUGAAAUGCUUAUCUGGAAUGAGAGCUUAGAUCUGUUUUUUUAAGAAUUCUCCCCUUUUAUGAAGACUGGAAAGAGGGGAAGGUUAGUGCAUAUAAAGAUCUUCCAAUAAUUGAAAGAAUUCUUGGAUGGGGAAAUAGGAUAGAAAUAAUUCACCCUUUGGUUGGUCCUCAAACACAGCUCUACAUAAAUGCCAAUGAGGGAGAGCCUCUGCCAAGUUUUCCUGAGUCUCUAAUUUAUCCCACACUACACAAAAAAAUAAUCCAUUUCUCCUAAUUCCAACAUUGUAACAACUAUGUCUUUCUAUUCUGAGUGCCACUUUGUUGUCUUGAAGAUUCAUGACCAUUAUUUAACUUUAUUAUUGUCAGUGUUCCAGCUUCUUAAAAUCACCACUACUCAAGGAUUCUUUAAUGUACAUUGGGUAAAUCAACUUUUUUAUAAUGUGUGCCAAGUGUUAGAUUCAGGGUUUGCUUCAGCAAUCAUUAAUUAAUGCUUCAACCAUUAAUUAAGACCUUCAAGAUGCAAAAUUUAACCCAGAAAUUAAGGGGUGUCCCAAUCAUGUAAGAGGGCAAGACUUGCCUUAAGCAAGUCUAACCUGAUAUUACUUGUCUUACUAGAAUUUUAUAUAUUUCUUCCUCUUGCUUGCAUUUUUUAUUAGUGAUACUUUUUAAUGAAAAAAAAAUCUUUAAUUUGGAGUAAUUGGCAGGGGCCUAAGAAAUUUCAAAGCUUUUUGUGACACAAAGUAAAAAAAAAAAAAAAAAAAAAAUGGCUUGACAGAAUUCUACUGCUACUAUUAAUUGAAGUGUCUUUAUGCUUUUUGUUUCUUUGAUAUAUCCAAACUCUAGGUCAGAAAAGGAAUUGAAUUGCUAGACAGAAUAGUUUGUCUUUCUGACUUGGUUUUAUACCCAGUAAGCUAGGAAAAGGCUGAUGGCUCUGAUAAAGUAAUCUCUGUUCCUCGGCCAGAUGGCAUAGGUCAUUUGUAUUUCUGCUUUCUGAUUAGUUACUUAGAUAGUGCUAAUGUACUACAUAGGGAUUAUUCUGUGAAUUAAAAUGUUAAAAAACUUUGAAAAUAUUUGUACAUACAGUGUACUUCAGGCUUAAUACUACCAGCUGCUGAACAGACUCUCAGAGUCUCCAAUCACUUAAAGUGACUGGAACUUUAAUGAAGAACCUAAGACCCUAAUGGGACUCUUCAUUUUUGGAUUUGCCUUCCUUUCAGUGAGGUAAUAGAGAUUUAUAUUUUGAGAAUAGAAUGCCCCUUGUUUUAUCUCUAUCACAGCUGGCAACUGGUAGUUAAUCCAAUCCAAUGGGUUAUAGGUUGGGUUGAAUAAAAGGUCAUAUUGUCUAAAUUCCAAAUGGAAUUAAAUAUAAUCACAGAGACUCCUAAGUUUUCCUUACAUCUAAGGAAAAUCACUUAUUUAAAAAUAUGGACUAAUCAGAAUAGUGUUGCUCUAAUUGGAGUCAACUCACUCAUUUGGCCAACUACUUGCUGCUCUGAAGAGUUUCUUGUUUCUUAGAAGGAAAAAAAUUGUACAGUUAUGGUCAUGCUAAUAGCAGUUAAAACAUUCACUAUUUUAUUUUCUUUUUGCUCUGAAGUGGCCUCAUAUGAAACUUCUCAGAUUCUACACUGUGCUGCUAGAUUAUGAAUAACAAAUUAUGAAUAAAAAAUUUCUGAAGAGAAAA